AUGGAAACCAAGAAUAUUGCAGCUCUCGUCUUCAUCAUCGCUGCCCUUCUUUGCCACCUGCGCACAGGUGACGCCCAGCGAUCCUGCGGAAAGUCGGACAUCACGAUCGCGGUGCGCAAGACGGGGAAGGUGGUGGGCAGGCAGCCGGAGUACGAGGCGACGAUCGGGACGUCGUGCUCGUGCCCGAUGAAGGACGUGCGCGUGUGGUGCGGUGGCCUGGAGGACAGCGCAGUGCCGCUGGACGGCGGCAAGGUGGAGGUGGACGAGGGGAUGUGCGUCCUCAAGCAGCCUGUCGUGAGGGGCUCGCCGCUCGUCCUGAGAUACUCCUCGGUGGUGCCGGUGAACUUCCGCGUGUUCAACGCCGCCCCUUACUGCUAA
Molecule: messenger RNA, 378 nt
Organism: Triticum turgidum subsp. durum (durum wheat)
Lineage: Eukaryota; Viridiplantae; Streptophyta; Magnoliopsida; Poales; Poaceae
Source: the annotation of a GenBank genome assembly